AAUAACAAACUCCGCGUGAAUAUUAAUACUUUUAAUACAGUGUUUUAUGUAACGGUUUGUGGUAUUAAACAAUGUUAAAAAUGAACAAUCAAUUAAAAAGGUAUCUCUUUUGGUUUGCCCACGAGCAUGUUGACUUCCGAUUACCUGAAAUGGAAUCUAUAUUUGACAUGUUUAAUAUUAAGCCAUAUACAUUGACAAGACUAGAGGAACAUCCUUACUGGAUUGUGGAUUUAUCUGAUGAAAAUUUAGUGCAUCAAAUUGCAAGUAGGGCAGUCUCGUUGCGCUUCUGUUUAGAGCUUUGGGCACAAGCUAAACAAAACGAAGAAUUACAUAAUUCUUUAAAAGCUUAUUCAGCUAAAAAUUCAGAGCCUUUCGCUAGAGAUAAAAAAAAAUCGUUUAAGAUUGUAGUGGAAACUUUCUGUAAACACUUUUCACAACGUGAGAAAAUCAAUAAAAUCGAAUCUUUCAGUUAUUUACCUCUAGAAGGUCCAGUUAAAUUGAAAAACCCAGAUAUCACUUUAUUCUAUAUAGAAUAUUAUGGACGUAAUCCCAACGACAUUCCAGAAGAACCCCAUGAAUAUUUCUUUGGAAAAUGGAUUGCCGAUGGUCAGCGAGAGUUAAUUCAAAAGUUAUCAUUAAAAACUAGGAAAUUUAUAGGAAAUACCUCAAUGGAUCCCCAAUUGUCGCUCAUAAUGGCAAAUCAAGCACAAAUUAGAAAUGGAGACUUAGUUUUUGAUCCAUUUGUGGGAACAGGAUCCUUGUUAAUUGCUGCAUCUCAAUAUGGAGGAUAUACAUUUGGAACAGAUAUCGAUUUUUUAAUGCUUCACGGCCGUACGAGACCUACACGAAUAUCGCAAAAGACAAGGGAAAAAGACGAGAGCAUCGCAGCAAACAUGCAUCAAUAUGGAAUGAGUUCCUAUUAUCUCGAUGUUGUGGUGGCAGAUUUUUCAUAUCCAUUGUGGCGGACAGAUUUACGAAUAGAUGCUAUUAUAACAGACCCACCUUACGGUAUAAGGGAAGCUACAGAACGUAUAGGCACUAUGAAGAUAAAUCCGGUAAUAGAGGAACAUCAAGCAACCUCUCAUAUUCCUUCAAAAAUUGUUUACGGUCUGAAUCAAAUAUAUAAAGACCUGUUGUGUUUCUCCGCGAAACACCUAAGACUUCACGGCAGACUAGUCUGUUGGUAUCCGUUGUUUAGAGAUCAGUACAUGGAAGAUCAAUUACCAGCACAUUCUUGUUUAGAAUUAGUAGCCAAUUCAGAACAAAUAUUGAGCAACUAUACUAGUAGAAGAUUAUUAACUUACAAGAAAAUUAAAGAACCUCAGGCAACCGACGAAAGCAUUAUUAUGAAUUUUACUGAUUUUCGUGAGAAAUAUUUUGCAUUACGUGAGGAAACGAGGAAAGAAAAACGAAUGAGAAGAGCUGCAGAAAGAGCAAAGAGACGAGAGGAGUGGGAACGUAGUAACAAAGAAGUUACUGAAAGAUGA
Messenger RNA from Cyphomyrmex costatus, 1487 nucleotides. RefSeq names its product tRNA (guanine(10)-N2)-methyltransferase homolog. Gene Ontology annotation, biological process: methylation. Gene Ontology annotation, cellular component: cytoplasm. The transcript is spliced from 9 exons. The coding region runs from base 72 to 1487 and encodes 471 amino acids. Gene Ontology annotation, molecular function: nucleic acid binding; tRNA (guanine(10)-N2)-methyltransferase activity. The record is from RefSeq and is a predicted model, not a curated record. Lineage: Eukaryota; Metazoa; Arthropoda; Insecta; Hymenoptera; Formicidae.